AUGGGAGGCAACCAAACAUGGGUCACGGAGUUCCUCUUGGUGGGAUUCCAGCUCCGUAGAGAGAUGGAAGUGCUCCUCUUCUGGAUCUUCUCCCUGAUCUACGUCUUCAGUCUUCUGGCAAAUGGGAUGAUCUUGGGGCUCAUCUGUCUGGACCCCAGACUGCACACCCCCAUGUACUUCUUCCUCUCCCACUUGUCUGUCAUCGAUAUCUCCUAUGCUUCCAACAGUGUCCCCAAGAUGCUGGCAACCCUAGUGAGCCAAAAUAAAGCCAUCUCCUUUAUCCCAUGCAUAAUGCAGACAUUUUUGUAUAUUGCUUUUGCUGGUGCAGAGUGCAUGAUUCUAGUGGUGAUGUCCUAUGACAGGUACGUGGCCAUCUGCCACCCCCUACAUUAUACUGCCACCAUGAGCUGGACUGUGUGCAUUACCUUGGCCAUCCUGCCCUGGUCAUGUGGGCUUAUCCUUGCCACUGUCAUUGCCAUUCUCCUUCUAAGGCUGCCCUUCUGUGGGCCCCGUGAAGUGAACCACUUCUUCUGUGAACUCCUAUCUGUCCUCAAGCUGGUCUGUGCUGACACCUGGAUCAGCCAAAUGGUCAUCCUUGCUGCCAGUGUGUUUUUCUUCAUUGGGCCACUCUGCUUAAUGCUGGUUUCCUAUGUGCAUAUUCUCUGGGCUAUCCUGAGAAUCCAGUCCAGGGAGGGCCGCAGAAAGGCCUUCUCCACAUGCUCCUCCCACUUCUGCGUGGUUGGGCUCUUCUUUGGCAUAGCCAUUGUGGUUUACAUGGUCUCAGACUCCAAUCAACCAGGGGAGCCCCAGAAAUUUCUGUCCCUAUUUUAUGGCCUCUUCAACCCAAUGCUGAACCCUCUCAUCUACAGCCUGAGGAACGCCCAGGUGAAGAGUGCCUUCCACAGAGCCCUGCAGAGGAAGAGAGCCAUCUGA
Molecule: messenger RNA, 933 nt
Organism: Orycteropus afer afer
Lineage: Eukaryota; Metazoa; Chordata; Mammalia; Tubulidentata; Orycteropodidae
Source: RefSeq, a predicted model, not a curated record